AUGCACUGCCCCCGCGAUGACCCAGGCAAGCCGGCCAAGCCGGUUGUGUGUGAGAUAACAAAAACACACGGCUCGGAACAUCUAAGUGGGCCGCGUCUUGGAGCGCGGCCCACUCCCCUGCGCGAUCCAGGGGCCCACAACUUCAACCCAGGCGCAGGUUGGAGCUCGCUGCCCGGACAGCUGCCCGAUCCUUUUCCCUAUCGAGCUGAACUCGACUUGCCUGUCCCGCAGCGGCGAAACAGCUCUCCAACUCCCACCAAAAAGGAGCACCGUGGACCAUCGCGCCUCAAGCCACCUCUGGGCUUCCCGGGACCGAUCCCCGCUCCCUGCUCCCGUGUGUGGGAAAGACUGGAGUGUGUGCGCGCCCGCUCUCCGUGCGUGAGAAAGACUGGAGUGUUUGACCGCCUGACCCAAACGGGUAGAAAGCAUCUUCACCUCUGGGACUUGGCAGUAACACCUCGACUUCAUCAUCUUCACCUUGACUUCAUCAUCUUCAUCAUCUUCACCUCGACUUCAUCAUCUUCAGUAUCUUCACCUCGACUUCAUCAUCUUCAGUAUCUUCACCUCGACUUCAUCAUCUUCACCUCGACUUCAUCAUCUUCAGUAUCUUCACCUCGACUUCAUCAUCUUCAGGAUCUUCACCUCGACUUCAUCAUCUUCACCUCGACUUCAUCAUCUUCUGUAUCUUCACCUCGACUUCAUCAUCUUCAUCAUCUUAGCCUCGACUUCAUCAUCUUCACCUUGACUUCAUCAUCUUCAUCAUCUUCACCUCGACUUCAUCAUCUUCAGUAUCUUCACCUCGACUUCAUCAUCUUCAGUAUCUUCACCUCGACUUCAUCAUCUUCACCUCGACUUCAUCAUCUUCAGUAUCUUCACCUCGACUUCAUCAUCUUCAGUAUCUUCACCUCGACUUCAUCAUCUUCACCUCGACUUCAUCAUCUUCAGUAUCUUCACCUCGACUUCAUCAUCUUCAUCAUCUUAGCCUCGACUUCAUCAUCUUCACCUUGA
Molecule: messenger RNA, 1008 nt
Organism: Knipowitschia caucasica
Lineage: Eukaryota; Metazoa; Chordata; Actinopteri; Gobiiformes; Gobiidae
Source: the annotation of a GenBank genome assembly